AUGGACCAAUUGACCGUUAAACCGUUGAGAAGAACUAGAUCGGCUCGUUCCGCAUCUCCGGCCGUGCAUCGAUCCAUCAACCUCACGCCAGAUCACGAAACUUUGAUCAGGCGCUCAUGGCAACGCAUUCCAAAGGACAAAUUUGGCGAGAUACUCAUUCGAGAUUUGGUGAAUCGAAUCGGAAGGGAAUCUUUUGGAGCUGAUGCGACUGCUUUUGAACGACACGCUCGUCAUUUCGUGGACUUGAUCCAAUCGGCUGUCGACAAUCUCUCGGAUGUCGAAGAGGCGCUGCGACCAUGGCUGAACAUUUUGGGUCGAGGGCAUGUUGGAUUCAGGAUAAAGUCAAAGCAUUGGGAUUCAUUUGGUGAAUCGUUGAUGGCCACAGUUUCUGUGUACAUUGGACCUGGCAGAGGACACAAAGAGACGAUUAAGUCCUGGAUGAUCCUGUCGACUUUCCUGGCCGAUCGUCUCAGCGCAGCUUCUCGAUCAACAGCUCAUUCUCCAAUGGUCACACCUCGAUUACAAUUGAUGACUUUCGUUCAACCA
Mesorhabditis belari is the source of this 546-nucleotide messenger RNA. The record is from the annotation of a GenBank genome assembly. NCBI's taxonomy places the organism in Eukaryota, Metazoa, Nematoda, Chromadorea, Rhabditida, Rhabditidae.